Molecule: messenger RNA, 585 nt
Organism: Volvox carteri f. nagariensis
Lineage: Eukaryota; Viridiplantae; Chlorophyta; Chlorophyceae; Chlamydomonadales; Volvocaceae
Exons: 1
Coding region: 1-585 (194 amino acids)
Source: RefSeq, a predicted model, not a curated record
AUGCUCGCAGUGCACACGCCAACGUGGCCCAUGCGCGCGUCCAUUCAUGCAGGCGAUGACGAUCUUCCUAACUUGGCUCUGCGUCAGGCAGUGUACGCAUCAUCAGUGUACCUGUGGGAUAACACUUACCUCUACCCAGGUUACGCGGUGGAUGGAGUCACCGAGUAUCCAAGUCCCCUCGAUGCAUCCACCUUAAGCUUAUUUCACUCGAACUACUCGGAUCCGACGCCUUGGAUUUCUGUUGACCUGGGUGCCGUGGCACUUGUGAAGCGGGUUGUCAUCAUCAACCGAUGUGAUUGCUGUCCGGAACGACUGCAGAAUGCAGAGCUGCGCAUUGGGAACGUCAGCAUUACUCGGGGGAUUAAUGCAGCAGGCGGGGGCGAUACACGCAACAUUACAGGGGACCCCUUGGUCUGGCGACAAGAUGCCGAUGUAGGCAUGUGCGCUUCAAAGAUCAUCGCGUUUGACACGCCCAAGGUUGGACGAUGGGUCACGUUACAAAACAAGUACCCUCUUCUACAAAUCUCGGAGAUCCAAGUCUUUGGAUAUUACGCCGCCUCCGCAGGUGGGUGUGCGCAUCUGUAA